Hymenoscyphus albidus is the source of this 1885-nucleotide messenger RNA. The record is from the annotation of a GenBank genome assembly. NCBI's taxonomy places the organism in Eukaryota, Fungi, Ascomycota, Leotiomycetes, Helotiales, Helotiaceae.
GACAAGGCAACCGCAGCCGCAGCCGCAGCCCAGAAGCCUUGUCGCUGUCAAAAAACAGCUGGAGCUGGGCACUCGAGCUUAUCGCAUCACCAUUAAUUCAGUACUCGAGUGCCCGUCCUUCAUUGACCUCAACUCCACUCCACCACCACAACAGACUUCCUCUACCGGCUGCCAUCGACCGGAAGAGAUACGUAUCCUCCCUGCCAAUCUCAUUGCGCGUCGCCUACUCGCAAUCAAAUGUCGGGCGACAUCGAAGGGCAGCAGAACGGCAACACGGCCCUAUGCCAGAGAUGUCAUGAGGAGGCUGCGACUCACCAGAUCCGGUCCGAUGGCAUCUGCACGUCAGUCCCCACCUGGCUAUGUGGGAAGACAUGAACUUACUCGCGGUUAGGAAAUGCUUCGUUGCAUAUGUCACCACCAAAGCCAUUAAGCGCAUGGAAACCUACAAAAUUCGUGGGACAACCAAAACCGCACGAAGGCUGCUCUUCCCACUUUCAUUCGGUCCAUCAUCGGCAUCCUUACUGCAUAUCCUGGACCAACACAUUCAAGGACAGUAUCUACGUAUGAACCGGGCUUCCUACGAACUGGUCGUGGUUCAUAUAAACCUGUAUGUCGACCCUGUGGAUCGAAAGGAUGCUGAUCUACUGCUGGAGAAAUACAAAUCGCGUUUCCCGAGGCACACAUAUUCUACCCUCAAUCUUGAGGAUGCCCUGACCCUUGAGGGGAUUGACUGGAAGGCUCUCAAAAUGGAGGAGCCGCUUAAUACGCAGAACCCUGCAGAUAAACUACAAGCACUCCUUGGAUCCAUGUCCUCAGCUACUUCCCGUUCUGAUAUCGUUUCCACCUUACUUACCCGACUCCUAGUGGAUGUCGCGAAGAAGAGUGAGUGCGAGAGCAUUUUAUUCGGGGAUUCCACCUCUCGUCUGGCUGAAAAAACCCUGACAGAAACAGCCAAAGGUAGAGGGUUUUCUCUACCGUGGCAAGUAUCCGAUGGGGCUUUAUCUUAUGGAAUCGCCUUCAAUUAUCCUCUUCGGGAUCUACUCAAAAAGGAAAUCCAAACAUUUUCCUCCUUGACAACACCACCUCUGACCGAUUUGGUCAUUAACCCAAAGUCUUCAUCUCAUAUUUCCGCCUCUUCCAAAACCACUACCAUUGAUGAUCUCAUGGCACAGUACUUUGAGACAGUGGAAGAGAACUUCCCAAGCAUUGUGGCAAACGUUGUUAGAACGACUAGCAAACUCAAGUCUCUACCAGACGAAGACACCACAUCCUGUGGGCUUUGUGGUCUUCCAGUUGCCAAAGGGACCGAUGGCAUAUACGGUUGGGGCGGUGACCAAAAUACAUCUUCACAGCCCACAGAAGAGAAACUCCAUCAUGGAAUAUUGUGCUAUGGCUGCUCGAGAUCCAUCAACAGUUGAGAUGACUCUUUGGGGAAAAAGAAAUUAUCAGGCAAUGUAUUCAAAUUCAAUCCUUCUAUAAACUCCUUCUAAUGCAGUUUAUCUGUACAGGGGUGGUCUGAUUAUAGAUCAAAUGAAGUGUAUGCACAGUCAUCAUCUAGAUCUCAUCCUUGAUAUUUGUGCUGGGAAGAAUUUUGUCCUCAAACUUCCGCAUCAGCUUGUUCGUUUGUUCCGCCAAACUGAGAGUCAAGAUGGUAUGAGGCAAGAUUCUUGCUAGAUGAGGCAAGAAGCCCUUAUAGAUAGCCAGGACUCCCUCGGUCUUAAUUGUCUUUCCAAGGCAAUCAAAUACACCCUUGUAAAGAUUGCCAUUUUGGUUGUACAUGCGAGACAUGAUGGUAUCUACUCUGGCAUUAGUUGAAUUCUGGCGGGAUAUGGCUCGUGUUCAUACCUGGUGGGUGCAUCACGCAGCACACAACGAAUCCACUCGC